UUCAUUGACGCAAAUAGGGAGUGUCGUUAUGUAAACUGUCCGGUAGACAAGCGGAAAAAAAACCGAGCCUUAGAGAUUUAAAGGUGCAGUGUCAUUGCAAAAUGGUUCCUAUAUUUUGUCGAGGUUGACUUAGUUUACUAACGUCUGUAGCUGAUUUUGGUCUCAAAAAAUAGCUGGGAGUCUAAAUAAGGUGCAUUUACGUUGAUAUCAGGGUUUAAUGGCGUACGACUCGGUUCGGAACGACAGAAGUGGAGUAAACUCUCCCUGGGUUAUGCAUCAAAUGCAGUCACAUCCGAAGGGAGUCUGGCCUACAAAUUACAACAACUCAGAAAAUAACAACUGGAAUAGCUCAAUGGUAACCGACAACCGGGAAGCUGUUCCGUAUCCCAGCUACCCUUCAAACUACUGGUACCCACAGUCCCAUACAGCAGGGCCUUAUUCCAGUGCGUAUCCCUCAGGGUCAGAGGUCAAUGGACAAAGACCAUACAACCCACAGACAAUGCCAGGUUUCCCCGAUGCUGUUUACAAUCCAGGACAGUAUCCGGCAGGACUCAUCCACCCGUCCAAUCCCUUCUACUGUACCGACCAGCCACCCACCAGGCAGGUUCCAUAUCCCAACCAGGGCUGCACUGAGCAGGGAACCAGUACAUCAGGUCCACUGGCCUCCCAGCACUGCCACUACCCUGUGUCACACUGUCAAAGGGCCCACGAAUAUCCUCCAGCACCCUACGCACAUUACGGCGAUGGAGUUCACCCCGUACCUCAGAGCUCCCCAUAUCCUUCCCAGCAACCACUGCAUGCAAGGCCGCAGCCAGAUGCGUGGCCUCACACAGCCGGCUUUGGCUCCACGGCCCAGCAGCAGUGGCAACCCGAUGCCCCACCUGCGCACAACCAUUACGGGAACCCCCUCAUCCCACCCCACCCGGCUGCCUGGACUGCUCCCUCUGUGUCACAGUAUGACCCUCAGGAUCGCCACUAUCCAGGUUAUGUACCUGUAAACCAACCCAUGGGACCCAAUCAAAUGGCUGCCAACCCUGGGCCUGGUCAACCAAGAGAGUUCAGUGCCCCUCCUCAAGUGUACAACAUGGGGAAAGAACAGGAGCCUAAGCAGUCUCAGGGGGAGCCCCCACCCACUGGCCCCCCGCAGAGCCAGAACCCCAGUCUGGCGCGGGUACAGCAGGUGCUGGCCCGGGUGUCUCUGCUGCAGGAGGACGUGGAUGAAUUUGUGGGCCACAAAACAGACAAAAGUUACCGCUGUUUAGAAGAACUGCUCACUAAGGAACUGCUGGAGCUGGACUCUGUGGAGACCAACGGACAGGAGUCUGUCAGACUGGCACGGAAGGAGGCCGUGCAGAAGAUCCAGGGCAUUCUCGAUCGGCUGGAGAAGAAGGCCUUCUGAAGACCCCCUCCCCAUAAAACCAUAGUGUACUCUGUCAUCGAUGGGCACCACCUACUUCACCUUUACUGCCACUGAAAUUGUGAGAGGAGAGUGGUACAGACUCUGUUACUGGAUGCGACAAUGUAGCCCAAAACACCACAGUAGCAGGUGUGCUGCUGUCCAUUCAUUUCAUGUUUUUUUAAUGUUCGGGUCCCAUCUAUGCUGCAACAAUUAGAAAUGGAAUUUAUGCCAGUGACUCACACAGUGACACUGUGUAGCCGUCCCUUACUGGAAGGGGCGGCUGCUGUCUGUAGCUUUGCCAGUAUCCCUUUAAAUGACGUCAUAAACGCACCGUCCUUUUCGGUGGGGCAAAACCCUGCUUCGUUUUUGAGACUAAAACAAAUGUCCAUAAAAUAUCGUACUUUUUUCUGUUAUUUGCACCAAAGUCAUAGCUCUGAUAGUAACAUAAGAUUUUAUUUAAGAAAAAACACCCGUAUAUUUUUGUUUAUUUACACUAGUGCCAUGAUAUUGGCAGGUGCUUUUUCCUAUUAGAAAAUAAUCACAAGUCCUCUCAGUAGCUCUGCAUGAAAGGAAACCUUUGAUGUUCUUUGUAUUGUGUAAUCCGUCUCUGACGAGGGCCAUGACACUCGUCUUCGGAUAAUUUGAUAACACAAAGUUUCGAUACAGUUAUAUUUUACACCUGGAUAUAUUGAAGUGGAACCACUGCACCUGUUUGCUUUUUUCCCCACCAGAAAAAGACAAACUAUAUUAUAAGGCAUUUUCUACGGUUCAGUUGUAUGUGUCAGUAUUUGUUCAAGAAACCCCGUCAGAAUUCUGUACCAAGCGAGGAGUGUGACGUGUGAGUGUGAAUGUAGCCAGAUUGAAUUACUUUUCCGAUCUCUCUGAGGACCAUUUGCUGGAAAUACUGUGGAUUUAUUGAAGGCUUGCUGAAGGUACCCGCUCUCUGUAAGGGAUACACCAUGAAUUUGCAGGUUUUGGUUGUUACAUUUAUAAAAGGAGGAGUUUAUACCUCAAAAUAAACAUAUUUAAAAUAAA
Messenger RNA from Paramormyrops kingsleyae, 2434 nucleotides. RefSeq names its product BCL2 associated athanogene 4 (gene bag4). The record is from RefSeq and is a predicted model, not a curated record. Gene Ontology annotation, biological process: protein stabilization. NCBI's taxonomy places the organism in Eukaryota, Metazoa, Chordata, Actinopteri, Osteoglossiformes, Mormyridae. Gene Ontology annotation, molecular function: adenyl-nucleotide exchange factor activity; protein-folding chaperone binding. Gene Ontology annotation, cellular component: membrane; nucleus; cytoplasm.